This is a messenger RNA of Myzus persicae (green peach aphid), 2427 nucleotides long. RefSeq names its product heparan-alpha-glucosaminide N-acetyltransferase (gene Hgsnat). NCBI's taxonomy places the organism in Eukaryota, Metazoa, Arthropoda, Insecta, Hemiptera, Aphididae. The record is from RefSeq and is a predicted model, not a curated record. The transcript has 12 exons. The coding region runs from base 623 to 2329 and encodes 568 amino acids.
GGUGAGUGGUGACACAAUAAAAUAAUUGUCUCAUUCUUAAUUCUCAUAGAGUAUAGUCGUAUAGACCAUUAGUGAUUAGUCACAUGAAGGACAUGAACUAUGAAGUCGAAACCGUUGAAUAAUGAACAUUAGAAGUCUUUAGUAUCGUAACUCAUAACUUAUAACUCAUUAGUCGUUUUAUUCUUUAAACUGAUUUGAACCGAAAUCUGAAAUAGGUAUUGAACUCUCGAGUCAAUAGUAUUCAGUCGAUGGUAGAUCACCUAUUCACACGAUCUAUUUUCUAUGCGAUCACUGAACCUUCCUCCCCCAAACAUUACGUAUCAUGUCUACAAUAUUCGCACAAAGAUAUUUUUUUUUACCCAACACUCGUAUUAUGUUUACAUUAAUCGUCGAAUCCGGUUACCAGACGCGAUGUCUAUAACGCGCGAUAGUAAUAAUAAUAAUUAUUUCUUGUAGUUUACACUUAGUACCAUUCCUGACGUGAUGACUAAAACAGUGGAAUCGUUCGACGGUUGCUAGAAUGGUUCAUUAUAUAUUAUUUGUUUCGUUUGAUAUUAAUAAUACUCGUUGUUAUUGUUAAAAUGUUCGAGUUACUGUUAUAGCUGUCGUACACAAGUUUGAAAUGGCGUCAGACGAUUGUAAGAAUCUCUUGUAUGACCAAGCAUGCUUACAAGUGUGGGCAGACAAUGCACCGAACAUUUCGUUGUGGAUGCAAACAAAAGAAUGUUACAAAUGUGAUUUAUUGAAAAAAGAAAACAUAUCCAACAACGGAAUUACUAAUAUCAAAUUAAAUACAAUUUAUAGUGUCUGGUUAGAUUUAACCAAUGACAGCAGCCAUAAUAAUUGCAGAACACUUCAUACUUUUGAAGAACAUGGAGUUUAUCAAUGGAAUAUUUCAAACAAUUUUGUUUGUUCCGAAAUCAAACAAAUAUCAACUUCUCAAGAUCUGUUCAUGCCAUUUGUAUAUGCAUUAUUGCUCAUAAUACCGUCCUUUGCUGUUUGGUUUUUCAUCAAUUAUCUGCAAAGGACUUACGUAGUGCCAUCCGUGUUCCGAUUUGCAUCAAAAACAGAUUUGGAUAUUGAAAAUGAUUUUGGAACUGGUUCUAAUGAACCGGUUAUUAUUCAUCCUCAAAUUCCGACACCAGUCAAAAAUAAUAGUUAUCGUAUCACAUCAUUAGACACAUUUAGAGGGAUAUCUAUCAUAUUAAUGGUAUUUGUCAAUCUAGGAGGUGGACAUUAUUGGUUCUUUGAACAUGCUCCAUGGAAUGGCAUCACAUUAGCAGACUUCAUAUUGCCUUGGUUUUGUUGGGUCAUGGGAGUAAGCAUAGCCAUAUCAUUGCGAUCUCAACUUCGUUCAAGCACCAAAAGAAAAUAUGUCUUUGGUCGGGUUGUUCGAAGAUCAAUUGCCCUAUUGAUCAUGGGCUUAGUGCUAAAUUCUGUAAACAACAAUAAUUUAAGCACUUUUAGACCAUUGGGUGUAUUACAGAGAUUAGCAUUUAUAUAUUUCAUAGCUGCUACAUUGGAAACAAUUUUUAUGAAACCUCAACCCUAUUUUACGAAUACUAAAUUGGACGUAAUCCGAGAUAUUAUUGAAAGUGCCCGGCAAUGGAUUAUAGUUAUUAUAUUAGUAGCUAUUCACACAAUCAUUACUUUCUUUUUACCCGUACCUGGUUGCCCUAAAGGAUACUUGGGACCAGGGGGCCUCUACAAUAGUUCAUCAAACACUAAUUGUACUGGCGGUGCUGCUGGAUAUAUUGAUAGGCUAGUAUUUGGCGAAAAUCACAUGUACUCUGGUACAGCUAAACCAGUUUAUCAGUCAUUGCCAUUUGACCCUGAAGGUAUUUUAAGUACUCUGACAAAUACCUUACUUGUAUAUAUGGGUGUACAUGCUGGUCGCAUUAUCUUAUGUUAUCAGUAUACAAACGAACGGAUUAAACGUUGGAUUGCUUGGACUAUAGUACUAGGUCUAAUUGGAGGUUUUUUGUGUAACUUUUCCAAAGAAGAAGGCUUAAUACCAAUUAAUAAAAAUUUGUUCUCUUUGUCUUAUGCAUUUAUUACUGGAAGUUCUGCAUUCUUAGUAUUCAUUAUACUGUUCUUAAUUAUUGAACAUUGGAGACUUUGGGGUGGAUCACCAUUUAACGAGAUUGGUCAAAAUUCAAUUAUGCUAUACCUUGGACACAAUAUAUUUUAUAACACACUUCCGUGGAGGUGGCAACCGGUGAAUGAGACUUCUCACACGGAAUAUUUAGUUAUGGAUUGUUGGGCAACAAUAUUUUGGUGUGCAAUAGCAUUAGUGAUGCACAAGAAAAAUAUAUUUAUUGUAGUGUAAUUAAUUAUUGAUAAUUAAGUUUUAGAUUUAUAUCAAUAGCUUAAUUAUUACUCAUAAUGACUUAAGAAUGUAGCAUUUUUGUUAUUCUAAAACCAAUA